GGGCGUUUACUGGGUCAUUUUACAAGGCCAUUAGAUGUGUAUGGUUUUUCAAGCUCAGGUAUGUCGACCACAGCCUGUUCUCAUUUAUUUAUGUAUUACUUUAACGAUGAAAUGCUUCAUUAAAUAGACCUAGUUGUGGAAGUUGUGCGAAUAUUGCUUAAAUAUUUGAAUUAGUCUUAAUAGUUUAGGAAAAUAUUUCGCCAGACAUUUAUCACGUCCAUGUACCACGAGUCACCUUUCCACUUAUAUUUCUUAGUCGGCCUCAACUUUUUCGACCCCAUUUUUUCUCUUUAACUAUUUUUACUCUCUCCUCCCGUCAGGCACUUCGUUAUCUUUCUCCUCUUCCUGACCUCCUUCCCAAUUUCAUUAUUUCCCCUCUCCUUCCAAACGUCUCCUCCUUUUUUUUCUGAAUGAAGUCUACGCUCAGGUUCAACUCCUCCCACUUUGUGUAAGCGCCUAAUUGCCAGCUUUGACGAAAAGUUGCUUGGGCUUAAAUACUGAGUGCGCUUGUUGCUCGAAGGGUGAAAGGAAGUGUUCAACCUGUGUGUCUGCCUGUGUGGGUGCGUUGUCUGUGUUUCUCUGCGCUCUGGUCAAUUUGUUCCUCCCGACCGUCCAGUAUGCAGGUGUCUCUGGCUCUGCUCGUCUGCAGCUCUGCGCUGCUGCUGCUGCUCCAGGGAUGCUGCACCGCCGCCAAAGGAUGGAAGGUACUAAAAAACGAUGCUACGGAGAUUUUACCGGAGUACAAUGAAAACAGCCGGACACCGGAGGAGGCGAUGCUGCAGGCGAGCCACGGCAGAAAUAACAGCAACAGCAACAAUGUGAAUAACAGAGCAAAGAACGGAGGCAGAGGCGCAAACACCGUCUCCUUCAGUGCCUCCGAGCUCAGCUGUAGGGAGCUGCGUUCCACUCGUUACAUCACCGAUGGAUCCUGCCGCAGUGCCAAACCAGUGAGGGAGCUGGUGUGUUCCGGCCAGUGUGUGCCCGCACAUCUGUUGCCCAACUCCAUCCUCCGUGGCAAGUGGUGGAGGAGCAGCAACUCGGACUACCGCUGCAUCCCGGCGCACACCCGGACACAGAGGGUCCAGCUGCACUGUCCGAAUGGCAACACUCGGACUUACAAAAUCCGUGUGGUGACAUCUUGCAAGUGCAAACGCUUCAGGCCCCACCAUAACCAAUCAGAGGCCAAGGAGGUCCCCAAGACGCAGAGAAACAAGAAGCACAGUCGCUCGUCUCAGGAACGUAAAAAGAACGACACGCCACUGAAUGGAAACUCCUACUGAUGCUGCACCGCAGCCAUCUGUGGACGCAGACUGAAAAUCAUUUAAAUCCUUACAUAAAAUCUGCAUACAUGUCGCACUAUACACAAAC
Messenger RNA from Cynoglossus semilaevis (tongue sole), 1368 nucleotides. RefSeq names its product sclerostin (gene sost). The coding region runs from base 618 to 1280 and encodes 220 amino acids. Gene Ontology annotation, molecular function: BMP binding. The transcript has 2 exons. The record is from RefSeq and is a predicted model, not a curated record. Lineage: Eukaryota; Metazoa; Chordata; Actinopteri; Pleuronectiformes; Cynoglossidae. Gene Ontology annotation, biological process: negative regulation of BMP signaling pathway; negative regulation of Wnt signaling pathway; ossification.